CUUAUUCUUUUCUCUGUGCGCGAAAUACAUUUGUUAAAAUUUGCUUAUUACCUUAUGUACGCUGGGUAUUAAUAUAGCACCUCAUAGCUCGGCAUGAAGGCUAAAUUUUCAUCAAAAGGAUAUACUAUAUAUCCUCCGGACCUUCAAGUAUUCAUCUCAAGGUACUUAAUGUAUCAUUUCCUCCAACGCUUCUUUACUUUUCUCCAUCCUUCGUUAUUCCAUCCUAACCUCUACCGACAAGCAAUUGCAUGUUCAAUAUUUUAUUGUUCUACGGGCCUACCCUGCGUUGUCUACCAAAUCGACAAAUACCCAAUCAUGGUGGAUGAACCUACAAGAUGCUUAUCAGGGUUCUGCGUGUAUAGCGUAUGGAGUGCCGUCAUCAUUUUGGUCGACGCACAGAUUGUCCAGCGGCGAGAUACAAUCGUACAACGGGGCCGUGAGCUCCAAAACAGCCUUCACAUACCAAAUUGUUUGCGCGUUUUUGCCGAAGCGGAUCCAGGAAUGUUAAAGGAGGAUUUACGAGCUGCAGCCCACUUCCUGGUCCUUGCGUGCGCUAUGGUUGUCUUCGGCGUGCUUGUCGCUUUUCUCAAAUGGACGGUUCGGGAUUCUUCCGUAUUAGGCGCUGCGGUUAUUGGCCCGCUAUGUAUCGUUCUUCUCGUAUGGCUGGGACUUAUAUUGGGAAGGCGAAAGAUAUCGAAAGGCAACUUUCAGGACGACAGAGAGGAUCCCGAGAAAGGCACACCGAACAACGGAUGGAACCCUGGUCUGAAGAGGGCGCUUAGAGGUUUCCGGGCCACCGCUGUGAUGGUGCUCUGAUUCAUUACCCCUAUAGUUCAGCAGCUCCUGAGCCCCCUCAUCUUGUCUUGCAUGCGAAUGACGGGACGAGCAAUAUAAGAAAAGAGGUCUUCUCCGACACACAUCCACACAUCCACACAUUAGCUACUCGGGCGUUUCCUCUUCUGCGAUAGCUCUUGCGCAUAUAAAGCGUACUAUGCGACUAUAUUCGACUUUACUCUUAGGAAACCUCGCAACCUUGAGUUGAUGAUAUUAGGUAGGUAGUGAAUAUAACUAGAUGUCUGCCAAAGCAACUAAGUUGUGAUCCUGGAUAAGUGAAUUAUGCAUAUUUUAUUAAUUUAUGUUAUGUCAUGGAUGGUGUGGCAGAAAUGCUAGGUACGUACAUACAUACG
This is a messenger RNA of Daldinia loculata, 1187 nucleotides long. RefSeq lists its product as uncharacterized. The record is from RefSeq and is a predicted model, not a curated record. The transcript has a single exon. NCBI's taxonomy places the organism in Eukaryota, Fungi, Ascomycota, Sordariomycetes, Xylariales, Hypoxylaceae. The coding region runs from base 94 to 816 and encodes 240 amino acids.